AUGAUGACAUCUCCAAUGUUUGCGAUCUAUCUCACAUGUUUGAUCUUGUGGAAAACGGCUCAGAUGACUGAACCGAAAUUGGCUUCAUCUAUCCAUAAAGAGAGAAGGUUUUUAUCAGUCAACGUUGGUGACAAGGUAGCUUUGCAGUGUUACUAUGAAGGUCAAGAUUCAGUGCUUUACUGGUACCAACAAAUUCUCGGACAGGAACCGAGGCUCAUCUGUUACUUCUAUAAGCAUCAAGGUAUUGGCAUUUUUCAUGAUGAAUUCAAGGAUAACCCACGCUUCACACUGGAUACCGAAAAUGGUAAAAAUAAUUUGAAGAUCUCAGAUUUACAGUUUUCAGACUCAGCUACUUACUACUGCGCAAGUAGCUCUACAAUAAUCAUAAUAUUUGCAGAGGGCACCACUGUUGAUGUUAAGGGUUCAGACCCAGCUUUGGUCCAUCAGUCAGCAUCUCAGACCAUCCGGCCAGGAGGCUCUGUGACUCUGAACUGUACAGUACACACUGGGAGCUGUGAUGAUGGAGAACACAGUGUUUACUGGUUCAAAAACUCUGAAGAGUCUCAUCCAGGACUCAUUUACAGCCAUGCAGGCAGGAAUGAUCAGUGUGAGAGGAAACCUGACACACAAACACACACCUGUGUCUACAACCUGCCGAUGAAGAGCCUGAAUCUUUCUCAUGCUGGGACCUACUACUGUGCUGUUGCAUCAUGUGGACACAUACUGUUUGGAGACGGGGCCAAGCUGGACUUUGAACAUGAGGUGGACUCUCUGGUCUUGGUAUAUAUCUUGAGUGGAGCUUUGACAUUCGCCACCAUCCUGGUUGUUGUACUUGCUUUCUCACUGUACAAGACGAACAAGAAAAACAACAACCAGUCCACAGAGCCUCAAGCAAGAUAUCCUGAAAAUGAAGAAGGUUACCAAGACACGGACAAUCUCCACUAUGCUGCUUUAAGGGAAAGCACGUCCAACAGAUCAAGAAGACAGGGGAACUACACAGAGAGUGAAUGUGUGUACUCCAGUGUAAAGCCAUAAAACAGGAUGUUGGAUGUUACAUUUGUACUGUGUGAGUAAGAUAAAAAAAAACUGUUGCCUCUCUUUCAAGGUGUAAAGUUAUUGAUUUAGAUAUCAAUUUUUUGUCUGAAAAAAAAAGAUUAAACUUUUGCUAAUGUUUAGCUGUACUGGAUGAAUAUUUAGGAACCUCUGAUGUUAUUUCUGUCUUUGAAGUUUCAUUCAGCUUGUUGAAGUACAAAGCAACCAGUCCUUGAAAACUUGGACCU
Messenger RNA from Epinephelus moara (kelp grouper), 1280 nucleotides. RefSeq lists its product as uncharacterized. Gene Ontology annotation, biological process: response to bacterium. The transcript is spliced from 5 exons. The coding region runs from base 1 to 1035 and encodes 344 amino acids. The record is from RefSeq and is a predicted model, not a curated record. Lineage: Eukaryota; Metazoa; Chordata; Actinopteri; Perciformes; Serranidae.